UCCCCCUCCCAGUGGUUCUCGGCAGUCUCAGCUGGGCGGAUCAUAAUCGGUCUCGGCAACAGGGAGAGAUUUUGCCGAUCAUUUUCACUUCAACCCUGCUGCCUCCCGUGACACUUCGUCUCCAUACAAGUGAUAUUUUAUUGUUUUAUCAAUUUUACUUCUAAAAUUUUAGCUAUAGAUAAGAUUCCAUACAGUAGAAUUCAUAUUAGUAAUGGAGUCGACUAACGACUAUGAUGUCGUGAGAAAUAUGACGUUACUUUUUUUUCUGGAACGAUUGUUGGAACGGGGGCAGCCGAGGUCACUUCACGAUUUGAGCUGUCAAUUUGGCUCAAAAGGUUUUACAAAAACAAUGAGGCAAAUUGCUGGGGGUUCACAAUCAGGGUUGAAAAAGUUCCUUUCCCAGUAUCCAUCUGUUUUUACUGUUGACGGAGAUUUUGUCACAGCAGCUGUUUUGACUGGUCCUGAUUCUAACCGAAAUCAGAAAAGUACAAAUGGUAAACGUGACUAUGAGCAAGAGGCUGUAGAAUAUUUCCACAACAAAAUGCAACAAUAUGGAGCUGGCAUUGAAGUUCCUCUAAGGAGCCUUUUGGGUCAUCGGUCACAAGCUUCUCCUGAGAUUCGUCACAUAACUGGACAGCAUAUUCGAGAGUUUAGAGACUUCUUGGAAAGGCAUCCUGAAGUGUUUAUCAUGCAUGAUGAAUCUAUCUUCUUGAAAGAAUAUGAAGGCAUGGAGAUCAAACCUUUUAAGGAACUUGAGCAGCCGAAGCUGGACCCAGAGCUAACCAAUAAGUUCUUGGUUUACUUCAGGAUGUUUGUGGAGAGGAAUGGACCAAAGCAUGUUGAAGAAUUGCUGGAAGCUGUUACCAAGAGCUAUCCUAGAGAAUCAUGGGUCAACCUUUUUAGCACAAGCCAUGACCUGACAACAUUCUUCAAGCUGCAUUCCAACAUUUUCCAUGUCCAAGCAAACAUUGUUGAUAUCAUUCCCUACAACCUCCGGAAAGCAGCGGAAACCAAUGAGGCGCCACUCACCAACAGGGCUCAAGAACCAUGUUCACUGUCUCCUCCAUCUUCACUGCAAUCUUCCCAUGAAAAACAGAGUCUCAAGCAACGCGUCAAUUCAAUUGUAAUGAAAACUUUAGCAGAAAAUACAGGCCGUGAUAGGGCUCCUGCUGGGCACGAAUCUCCUACGAAAGAAGUAUCAUCACCGUCCAAAAUGCGGGUCCUGCAGUCAACACGGGUCAUCAGUUCAACCAAAGAAAGUGUUGCAGUUGUAAACGAUAUACUUGGUUCCCAAAAAGUCGUCUCUUUAGACCUAGAAGGUGUCAAUGUCGGCGGCGGCAACGGAGAAGUAACACUUGCUGUGAUUGGACUUCCUUCUGGUCUCAUAUACAUUUUUGAUUUGAUUACUUGCCCGGCAAUCAUGAGUCACGGAAUGCUUGCCAGCUUGAUCAUGUCCAAGGAGGUUGUUAAGGUCUGCCAUGAUUGCAAAAAUGAUAGUGCUGCCUUAAAUUUGGGUUGGAAUGUCAAAUUGGAAAAUGUAUUCGACACACAGGCAGCCCAUGCUGUUAUCCAGCUGCAAGAGACGGGCCGGGCUGUACAUAAAGUUAAGACAACCAGCUUGAACGCCAUGUGUGAAAAUUACGAUUUACCCACUAAUCCAUUCAAAGAGCUGGUGAAGACCAUCUAUAAACGAGACCAGCGAUUUUGGGCCCGAAGACCGCUGACCAGAGACAUGAUUUUGUACGCAGCGUACGAUGUGAUGCCACUAGUUCCGCACCUGUACGACUUGCUCAACACCGCUGUGAAGCCUGAAUUCCGCCCGCUGUUGGAGGAAUUGUGUGCCGAAAACUUGCUUGCAUUAUUGCAACCUGAUGAAGUCAAAAGAAGCAAAAAGGAACGCAAAAUGGACAUGGAAGUCUUGGAGUUGCGUCAAAGAUUAGCUGCUGUACAGGGCAAAGGAAUUGUGCUUAGCAACCGAGAGAUCCGACUAUUGAGGCAUCUGGAUUUGACUGAAGAUGAACGAGAGAAACUUGAUGGUUCUUACAAAGUAGCCAAAAAGCUUGAAAAGCUUCAAUCUAAAAAGCAGGAUCAACAGCAAAACUCGCUCGGGAGUACCAAUGACGAAGUUAACUACUGCAACCAAUCACCUAAUGCCGAUGGUGAAUCCCGAAGCCUUGAUUCGCAAGGCAGCAGUGAAAAGACAUCGCCUGAAACGUCGCUCAUUGGUUCAAAUGGCUGUCCUUUAUCGCCCUCCAGCUCGGUACGGUCACCUUAUUCGAGCUUGAGUUUGACCGCAUCAAUGCAGCUAGUAGAUGAGAUUCUAUCGGAUCAACGCAUCGAAAAAAUGGACAAAAUCGAACGACUUGAAGCCAUCCUCUCGGCAGCCACCGCUAGCAGUCCUUCGUCCAUUACACUGUCUUCUAGUGAACUAAGUAGCAGCUGUUGCAACUGUGAUUGCCAUAGCACUACCAAGUACGUUUUGCAGCGCGAUUCCCUUCCUGGCAGAUACAUAACAGAAGUCGGCUGUCAAACUCUUUCCACCGGUGAUAUAGUUAUCACCAAAGUCUAUUUCCCUGAGGGUGACACUUCUGCCUCAGAAAUUUGCCUAACACCUUCGCCCAAAAAAACGAAGCCUACCCAGUUUCAGUAGAAUUCCGAUCAUUUAUCAAUUUUUUUAGUCUGCAACUCUUGAUUCAUUUCCUUAAUAUUUAUAGAAUUCUGUUGAUUUAUCUAUUAGAGUAACGAAGUAGCAUAAAAGCUCUAUAGAUACAAGAUAAUACUGCCUUAGUGUAUGAAUGACACGGUUGCUUGAACUCUUGUGAUGAAUUAUGGUUUUGUAAUCAUUUGACAAGGCCUUACUAUGGAAACUAACUAGACUUUUUCCUAUGGAACAUUUCACCUUUGACUUUGACUUCUUUGUACUAGAGGAAACAAUUUAAUUCUUCCGUGCAUUGCACAUCUUUUACCACAAAAGGAACUAAUCACAUGAUGUAAUUAUUUUGUUGUCACUAGUGCUUUUUUAUGCUUAUGGGAAUUCCUGAGCCAUGUACAUUAUAUUGUGUUGUCUUGCAGGUCUGACAAACUUCAUUAAAUGGAAGUUGUUAAGAAAUGGAGCUAUGAAAUCUCACUAACAAUUUUAGCUAUCCUCAAACAUUUUUCAGGUAUUGAGGAAUGUGUAUUUUGAGGAAAGUGCAAUCAGUCAAUACAAAAAUGGAAAAGAG
Molecule: messenger RNA, 3221 nt
Organism: Daphnia magna
Lineage: Eukaryota; Metazoa; Arthropoda; Branchiopoda; Diplostraca; Daphniidae
Gene: egl
Product: egalitarian protein homolog
Exons: 8
Coding region: 212-2650 (812 amino acids)
Biological process (GO): nucleobase-containing compound metabolic process
Molecular function (GO): nucleic acid binding; 3'-5' exonuclease activity
Source: RefSeq, a predicted model, not a curated record